UAUCCAGAUACCCUGCAUAGACCAUCGCAGAUUUACGAUUUAUUUCAUACUCAUAUCAAUCUUGGUCGGUUCUACAGUUGAGAGCUUGUAGCCAGGACCGAAUUCCCCAUGACUGCCAGAGAAGAUUCAAAACGAAGCUGCGACACAGAAACGAAGCAGCUAACUGUACACUUUUCAAGUGGUUUUUGUUUAUUGAGCUAUACAAGCGCAUUUGGCUGCCUUGAAGCGGGGCACAAUACGGUGGACCUCAAAACACAACUAGCUCAGCUCUGGAAAAAUUAUCUUGAAUUUGUGGCAGCUCGGUAGCCUGCUGUAAGGGGCCGCAAAGAGGUUCAUCACAGACAAGCAACAAGGCCACACAAGUGACCUCCAUCUUCAGGCAACGCAGAUAGCUCGGAUCCUGCUCCGCAAUGCGUCAAUUUCACCAGCAUCAGCCAGAUGGCUUUAAGUGCCCUGUUGCCAAUGGCGCUAUUUUGGCAUGAGCCAUCAAGAACGGUCAUAAAUCACUAUCACUGAGCUCCUAGCUUGCAUCAAAUCACCACCAAAAGCCGAGAGCUCCAGUGGUCAAUCUGAGCAAUAAGAAUGGAGCUCUUCUCAGAAGGCCAGGAUGCAAGGCUGGCAAGCGACAACAUCGUGGUGGCGGUGCGGGUGCGACCACUUUCCCAGGACGAGAUCUUGCAGGGCGAGACGAAUACAGUGCGCGUGGGGGAGGAUGGCCGGGCCAUGUCUGUGGUCGAACCGGGGCUUGGGGGGCACAACAUGAUCAGGAACUUUCAGUUCAACGCUUGUCUGGGGCCGGGCGCACGCCAGCAGGACGUGUUCCAGCAGUGCGGUGUGAGAAGGCUCCUCGACUCCGCGCUUCAGGGCUACAACUGCACCAUUUUUGCAUACGGCCAGACGGGGAGCGGCAAGUCGUAUACAAUGUCUGGCAAGGAGGAGGUGGUAGAGCGCAUCAGCUACGAUGGGCACGAGGAAGAUGGCCUCAUUUCCCGCUCCAUGAACUACCUCUUCGAUUGUUUGGACGGCUUUCGGGCGUCCGGCCAAAAGGGCUUCCUCAUGAAGGCCUCCUAUCUGGAGAUCUACAACGAGCAGGUGAAUGAUCUGUUGCGGGAGGGCCCCGAACAGCGCGUGGAGGUCAAGUGGAGCGACCGGGAGGGGUUCUACGCGGAGGGCCUGCUCAUCGUGGACUGCGAGACGCGGGAUGACGUGUGCUCCGUCAUGUCGGAGGGGGCGCGCAACCGCAAGGUGGGCUCUCACGCGCUGAACAAGGACAGUAGUCGCAGCCACAGCAUGAUGACCGUGUAUCUCGAGUCCAACUCCGACGGCCCCAAUAAACGAUUCGGCAAAGUGACGUUUGUCGACCUGGCGGGGAGCGAGCGGCUCAAGAUCAGCAAAAGCUCCGGGGAGAUGGUGAAGGAGACGGGCAGCAUCAACCGCAGCCUGUUCGCGCUGGGCAAGGUGAUCAGCGCGCUAGGGGAGGGGCGGAGCAAGAAAGAUACCUUCGUGCCAUACCGGGACUCCAAGCUGACGAAGCUGCUGAUGGAUAGUUUGGGCGGCUCGUCCAUGGCGCUCAUGGUUGCGUGCUGCUCCCCUGCGCUGACGUCAGUCGAGGAGACGCUCUCCACUCUAAAUUACGCCACGCGGGCGAAGAACAUCGUCAACACACCAACUGCGAAUGCGGACACGCAGGACAAGACCAUCUCUGCUCUCAAGCGCGAGAUCGCGCUACUGAAAGAGGAGAAUCUGUACUUGCGUCAAAAGCUGGGCCUGUCGGGGGGCGACCUCGGCAAGUAUCCCUCGCUCAACCACAGCCGCGAGGGCACCGCGGCCGCGUCGCACGACCAAAACCCCGCAACCCCCUCCACCAGCGGACGGGGAGAGAACGACGGGGUCCAUUUCCCGCCCAUUGUCCGGCGGACGCCGAGCGGAACGUGGUCAUCCACGGGGUAUCUGAAGGCGUUCUCAUCGAAGGAGCUGGCAGGGGUCAAUAGAGAGGAGCUCGUUCGACGUCUACUAGAAGCACAGAGCGUCGUCGCAAGCCACCAGGAGGAGAAGGAUGCGCUGCAAGCCCAGAUCCGGGACCUGCAAGACGGGCAGAGGGAAAUGGAGCUGAACCACCGAACGCUGCUUUCAGACAACCAGUCGCUGUCCGCAAAGCUGGAAGAUCUGGAAGCCGUGUUCUCCAGUCUCGACGACGAGAUGCCGCCCGGGCGAAAAGGGAAAAAGUACGCUCCGGGUGGAAACGGGGCACGGGAAGCCAGGCGGCAAGCGCCCCUGGCCUUAAGCCCGGUGAAGAGCGCUCCGGGAGCUAUCGAAAGCAACCGGGCGGAUUCCGGCCGGAACUGGGUCGCCUCGACGAGAACGGCGAAGAAGCCACAAGUAGCGGCGAAAGAAGCUGCUGCGAAAAGUGGGAGAGAGGAGAAAGUUGCGGUCGGGACGCUAAGCCCGACGAGCAGCGAAGCGCUCGGGAGUCCGCCGCACGUGCCGUCCCGCUUCCGCGACGCGAUCCCGGGAGAAAAUUCUAGAGAUGCGCUGAUCGGUAGUGUUUCCCGGGCGGCGCCUGACUUGCUGCUGAGGAAUGAGAUCGCCUUAUCGGACGGCGGGUCUCGGACCGGUUCGAACACCCGGUCCGUACCGUUGCGGACGGGAACGUUCAUUUCGCCCAAGAAAGAAGCGGCGGAGAUCUUCCAGCUGCGACAGAUGAACGCGCGGCUCAUGCGAAUGAACGAACAGCUGCUUGCGAAGUCGAAAGAGUACGAUAGGCUGGUGAGUCAGGGGGCGAUCGAGGCAGGUUCUACAGGUAGUUCUCCGGUCAAAGAGCUUCUUGAGCGGAGGGUCAGUCGAGCCAGGGGCGUGCACCUUGAUGGCGGGGGGUAUUCGAGAGGGAGUUCGUUCACUCAUGCCUUGACACCGCGAAGCGUGGUGUAAUGAUAGAGGUCUUUGGAUGGCUUUGUCGAGUCUAGGUUUAUCAACUUGCGCGGCGGUCGAUGCGGUUCUGUUCUUGCUCGCAGCUUGGAUUGUAUCAUUUUCAAUCUAAUUUACGUUGCGAUGGAAUCCA
This is a messenger RNA of Klebsormidium nitens, 3058 nucleotides long. The record is from the annotation of a GenBank genome assembly. Lineage: Eukaryota; Viridiplantae; Streptophyta; Klebsormidiophyceae; Klebsormidiales; Klebsormidiaceae.